CCGAGACAUUAUUGUUUACUGAAUAAGUUUAAUUUGCAUUCACGCAUUUCACGGAAAUACUUGCUGCCGAGUAUAGAAACAUUUGCGUGUGUUAAUUGUGUAGAACAGAGUUUUCGGGCUUUGACUUUCUAAUGUCGGAACCCCUGAACAAGCUCGGUUACCGUGGGGGAAGAAAUUGACUKAAACACCAGCUCGACCAAAGCUGAUGCAAGUUGAAUGAGUGAGCUGUCAGCCGUGUGUGGAUAACAUAAUAAGUGAYACUGAGGAGAUGACAGAUUGUCAAGAUGGAGAAGGAGCCAAGACUCCGAUGGAGCUUUACAAGAGACUGAAUGAACAAGGAGAAAAAGUCAGGUCCUUAAAAACAGCCAAYGCAGAGAAGGCUGACAUCGAUGCUGCCGUCCAGAUGCUGUUAAAGCUGAAAACAGACUACAAACAGGUAACCGGUCAGGAUUAUAAAGCAGGAUGUCCGCCAUCAGAAAACAUGGUUGUGCUAGAUAAUGGACCAGCGACAGACGGUGCAGAUGAAGACGACACAGUUGACCCGUGGAAUGUUUCAACCACCAGCGCCAAGGGAGUAGAUUACGACAAACUCAUAGUGAGGUUUGGCAGCAGUAAGAUUGAAAAAGAACUGGUGGAUAGAAUUGAAAAAGUCUCUGGACAGAAACCUCAUCGCUUUCUACGAAGAGGAAUCUUCUUCUCGCACAGAGAUAUGCAUCAGGUACUCGAUGCAUACGAGAAGGGCAAGUCUUUCUACCUUUACACUGGCCGGGGUCCUUCCUCUGAAGCCAUGCACGUUGGUCACCUCAUCCCCUUCAUUUUCACGAAGUGGCUUCAGGAUGUUUUUGAUAUCCCCUUGGUGAUCCAGUUGACGGAUGAUGAGAAAUACCUGUGGAAGGAUCUAACUUUAGAAGAAUGCCGCCGUUUUGCCGUUGAAAAUGCCAGAGAUAUUAUCGCCUGCGGCUUUGACAUCAACAAGACCUUCAUUUUCUCAGAUCUCGACUACAUGGGUGCGUCCCCCGAGUUCUACAGAAAUGUGGUGAAGAUUCAGAAACACGUGACGUUUAAUCAGGUUAAGGGCAUCUUCGGCUUUACAGACAGUGACUGCAUAGGAAAGAUCAGCUUCCCAGCUAUCCAGGCAGCGCCAUCUUUCAGCAACUCUUUCCCUCAGAUCUUUGGAAGCAGAAAAGACGUACAGUGCCUCAUCCCUUGUGCCAUAGACCAGGACCCAUACUUCAGGAUGACGCGUGACGUCGCGCCAAGGAUCGGCUACCCUAAACCAGCCCUGCUGCACUCCACCUUCUUCCCCGCCCUGCAGGGGGCGCAGACAAAGAUGAGCGCCAGCGACAUGAACUCCUCCAUCUUCCUCACCGACACUCCAAAGCAGAUCAAAAACAAGAUAAACAAACAUGCAUUCUCUGGAGGAAAAGACACGGUGGAGGAGCACAGGAAGUACGGCGGCAACCCAGACGUAGACGUCUCGUUCAUGUAUUUGACUUUCUUCCUUGAGGAUGAUGAACAGUUGGAGAAAAUCAAACAGGACUACACGAGCGGAGCUCUCCUAACAGGAGAACUUAAGAAGAUUUUGAUUGAAACGCUGCAGCCGAUGAUUUCCCAGCACCAGGAGAAACGCAAACAAGUCACAGAUGAGAUAGUGAGGCAGUUCAUGACACCUAGGCCUUUGAAUUUUAACUUGUAGCCCAGCGGCGCGUCAAAGAUCCAGCUUCAUCAGAAUCACUAGAACUAUCAGGAGCUUCAUGUCAAACCACAGGUGGCACCGCUCUUCCCUCAUGCUGCUCGUCAGGUUUAGCUACGUGACGUAUAAAUGAUUAAAGDGGAGCCUUUUAAAACCUGCUUAACUAGCAUCAGCACAACAACAUGUAUGCACUGUGUAAGGAUGCAUUUGCGUUGUUAACAAUAAAUGCUAAUAUAAAUUUAA
Molecule: messenger RNA, 1936 nt
Organism: Austrofundulus limnaeus
Lineage: Eukaryota; Metazoa; Chordata; Actinopteri; Cyprinodontiformes; Rivulidae
Gene: wars1
Product: tryptophanyl-tRNA synthetase 1
Exons: 11
Coding region: 269-1696 (475 amino acids)
Biological process (GO): tryptophanyl-tRNA aminoacylation
Cellular component (GO): cytoplasm
Molecular function (GO): ATP binding; tryptophan-tRNA ligase activity
Source: RefSeq, a predicted model, not a curated record